AUGCCCUUCCCAAUUUGGGGGUACUCCCCACCUACCCACCGUGGGAGCUGUAUGAUACUGGAUAUAGAACAAGUUUCUAAACAAUGUCAGAGAAUUAAAAAAUCUCAGAUUUGGAAAAACUGGUUGGCUGGUGGCUGGUGGCUGGCCAUCACCACAUCACUGGUCACCAGUCACUGUCUUGGGGUCUUCCGUGUCAUUUUCAACCUCACCGCCGCCCACACCCCUGGCCCUGCAAGCUUAUACGUCAACAGGAUCAUCUUCCGUCGCUCCAAGCACUUCCCAUGGCAGGAUCAAAACAAGCGUGUGGACACACCCAGCUUACCUGCACCUGUACCUUCUGCUUCCUCCACCUCCACCUGUCAAUUUUUUUGGCUGGAAGUAAUACCAUACAUCUUGGAGGGUGAACUCUCGAACAGUUGGCAAAAUCAGACUUGCAUUUGUUCAGUGGCUGCAAAUCUUGUCUAUCGAGGUAUUGAUAGACCAGAAUUCAAAAUGCUCUGCUCAGUGGUUUUCUUUACUUGUGGAGCCUCAGAUAAAAACUAUCAUAAAAUCCACCUCCAACCCAACAAAUCUGACAUGUCUGUCUCAACACUGAGGCAUGAAUCUACUGUCUCUGCCAAAUUUGGUGGAGAUCUUUGA
Molecule: messenger RNA, 639 nt
Organism: Laccaria bicolor S238N-H82
Lineage: Eukaryota; Fungi; Basidiomycota; Agaricomycetes; Agaricales; Hydnangiaceae
Exons: 9
Coding region: 1-639 (212 amino acids)
Source: RefSeq, a predicted model, not a curated record